This is a messenger RNA of Brassica napus (rape), 955 nucleotides long. RefSeq names its product monothiol glutaredoxin-S4-like. NCBI's taxonomy places the organism in Eukaryota, Viridiplantae, Streptophyta, Magnoliopsida, Brassicales, Brassicaceae. Bases 441 to 749 code for a protein of 102 amino acids. The record is from RefSeq and is a predicted model, not a curated record. The transcript has a single exon.
AAUAAAACUGGCUUUUAUCAAAUUUUAAUACGGAAUAUCAAAGCCAGAACCUCGUAGUCCAGUGGUACUAUCUCCUCUUUGGGGAGGGGAAGUCGGCUGUUCGACUCGCGGGGAGGGGGAGACGUGCCCAGUGCCCUAACCGGUACAGACACAGGCUGACGCCGGGCCUAGGUGGUGGGCUGGUCGAAGGUUGGUCAACACCUGGUUAAACAAAAAAAGAAUAUGAAAGCUUACGUACCUAAGAAAACUAUAUAUAAUGGACUCUUACAGAACAUUCACUACAUAAAAAGACAUAAAAUCACUUCUAUCUUCUCCCAGUUAUUUCACAAUCUCUUUACUAGCUUUGCAGUUUUCAUCCCUAAUCUAGCAUUUUGAUUAAAAGGCACUACUUUCAUCAUUUUGAAGCUGCUUUCGGAACACAUUUUCACAUUAAAACACUAAUGGAGAAGCUACAGAAGAUGAUCUCGGAGAAGUCGGUAGUGAUCUUUAGCAAGAACUCGUGCUGCAUGUCUCACACAAUCAAGACUCUCUUUUUAGACUUUGGCGUAAGCCCGACGAUCUAUGAAUUAGACGACAUCAACAAGGGAAAGGAGAUAGAGCAAGCAUUGGCUCAGCUUGGCUGCAGCCCCACCGUGCCGGUGGUGUUCAUAGGAGGUCAGCUGGUCGGUGGAGCCAAUCAAGUCAUGAGUCUUCAUCUCAAUCGCUCUCUCGUUCCGAUGCUUAAGCGAGUUGGGGCGUUAUGGCUUUGAUAAAUAUCGACAGAUACCUACGUCAGAUGGUCGUUUUGAUGAUAAUAAUAAUAAUAAUAAAUAUAAUGUAUUAAAACUAAUUAAAAGAGCGACAAAAAGCAUAUACAUGUAUUUAUUCUAUGAAUGUUUUGUCAAUCUAACUAAGUUUUGUAAAGGAUAUAUCUAAUAAUAAAAUCAGCUAGUGUUGGACUCAGUGUUAUAAACCC